GUUGAGCAUGCGCGCCUCCUGUCGCCGCGAGGGCCUCGGGUCGGAAAGCGCGGAGUUUCGCUUCCUUCGCAGCGCGCAUUAAUCGGUGAGCCAUGCUGAGCCGCGUCCUGGGCAGUCUCCUGCAGUUCCGCCGGCCGAGCUGCGCGUCCCGUCUGCCUCUCAGAGUGUUGGAGAGCUUUCGGGGAGGACCCCAAACGACAGCCUUGAGCCAUGCCUACAGCACGGACAGCGGGAGCCGUGACGAUUCCAUUGGGCGUUACCCAAUACCAAAUAAGACAGACUUGCCUUUUGAUAUAGUGGAGCUCAUGGAGGAAAUGGAGGUAAAGACAGGUUUUUUGCCCAAUGUAUUUAAAGCGAUGGCUCAUCGACCGACAGAAUUUAGAGCAUUCUUUGCUUACUACAACGCCAUUAUCAACAAGGAGACAGGAAACUUAACCAAGGCUGACAAAGAGCUCAUUAUUGUGGCCACAAGUGUGGCUAACAGGUGCCUCUACUGUGUGAUUGCACAUGGCGCUUUGCAUCGGAUAUACUCUAAGAAGCCGACGGUAGCAGAUCAGGUCACAGUGAACUGGAAACUGGCCGACCUAACUGCCCGGGAGUUGGCUAUGCUGGAGUUUGCUCUUGCUAUCUGCCGUGCGGAGAACAUCACCGAAGAGCACUUUCGGAAGCUAGAGGCUCAUGGGUUUGACCGGGAAGAUGCUUGGGACAUUGCUGCCAUUUCAGCUUUUUUUGCCAUGUCCAACCGCUUAGCUCACUUCAUGGAUCUGCGCCCCAACAAGGAAUUCUACACCAUGGGAAGGAUACCAAGAGAAAAAGAAAAGAUGGCAUCCUCUGAAUGAAGCUCGCUGGCUCCACCCCAGCCUUUGCAAAUGCACUGAGCCCCUGACAUGGAAGAACCUUUUCCUGACUCUUGCCUGCAGGGCGCAAGGGCAGAGUGGCAGACGGAAUGGAAAUGGGACUUCCAGUUGCACAAAACCUCGAGGGCAUCUUCCAGUCAGACCUUCAAAUGACAUUCUUCAGAGAUGCGGCAAGAUCAGGUGUUUCCUCCUCAGAUCCUUCAGAUUGUGAUGCGAGAGCUGAGUGAUAUAUUACACUUUGGAAAGAAACUACAAGAAUCUCACUUUUGUCUUAUCUGUAAUUUGGUUUAACAGGGCUGGCUUAGGGUUUUGCAUAUGCAGCAGCCAUUGGCUGUGGGAACUGUCACAGUGCCCUUGCAAGAGAGGUAUCUGAGCCGACGGGGUUUCCCCCCUCCUUUCUUUCAGCCAAUCUUGUUCCUUUAAUAACAAAACUGUUAUUCUGAUUGAGGGCUUGAGACACUGAGAAACCUUAGAUUGCUGAAGGUGUCUUCACACCAUUUUUGGCAUGGAGACUAACACUUGUCAAGAAAAGUGUGUGCUUUGUAAUGUAGGGAUGGUGACAUCCACAUCUCUUUUUCAUCUGGGAACUGAUAAUACAUACAGCAGUUUCUGAGGCACAUCCCUGUCAAAGACUGUCCACUGUGGAAAAACAAGUCACUUCUGGAUGUGAGCCAGAGCCCUCAGAAUCUUUCCAGUUCCUUCUUUUCCCAGAAGAAUAUUUCUGCCUUUUUGCUUUAACAGUAGUGGACCUAGCCCUAGCAUUGCAGAGUGGGCAGAGUCCUCUUUCCUUGAUUGAGUGAUAGCCUUAGUUGGGGUGGGGAACACUGUGUCUCUUGAUUUUUAAUGUACAGAGUAUGCACUUGAUAAAAGCAGAUGCACUGAGAUGAGGUGGAGGGCAGUGUAGGCAAAUAAGUACUUUGGCAAGUAAUUAAAAACCAGUGUUGAAGGUCUAGGGAGAAACUACAGACUGGCCAGAUUUCUCUAGACAUAUUCUGUGAACAGCCCUCCUUGCCUGCAAAAAAAACAACUUUAAAUCUGAUUUCAAGCAAAAGCAGCGAUUCCUUUCUUGUAGCAAUUUUUACCAUCCUGUUGUCCCUGUGGGGGACCCAAGCAGCAUACAACAUUGUUCUCCUGCUUCCAUUUUUAUCCUCCUAACAAGAUCCCAGUGAAGUUAGGUUAGGCUGAGAGAGACUGAGUGGCCCAAGAUCACCCAGGGAGCUUUCAUGGCAGAGUAUUUGAACUAGGAUGUGAACUCUCAGAUCCUAAUACAAGACUCUAAUCGCUGUGCAACUCCAGCUGGUCUUAUUACUGAUCAGUCUGAUUGCUGCAAAAUGCGAACAAGAGAGAUCUCUGGGCUGAUAACAUCCUAGGAGAAGGAGAAUAAGAAAAUGCUGGGGGUGGGAAUCAGAAUUUGUAUUUAUACAUUUAGCAUUGAGGCAAAGCAGAAAAUGGAGAAGGAAAUCAUGCCAAAGUACCUCCUUGUUAAGUAUUGGUAUUUGAGAGUUUCCUUGUUUGGUGAUUUCUUUUGGCCAUUCUGUUCUUUGCAAUCUGGCCUGUCCAAAACCACUGUAAUAAUCUGUAAAUUCGUAAUGGGUAAGUAGCUUGCAUUGCUUUUAAAAUAAGUUGUCCUCAUUCAUAUUUCUCCCUCCUUUUACAGUUAGCCAUAUAUGUUAUACAAAUUCAAACAUAGCUUUAGCAGCAGCAUUACUAAGUCUCCAUUCUUAAAUCAUUAAAAUGUGCACAUUUUGCAAAAGUUAAUAUAAGCUUUGUCAAACGUCUUCUGUGUCUACAUGUUUUGUUGAUACUAUCAUACAGACAGCCAGGGGGGCGUAGUGGUUAAAGUUUCAGACAAGGAUCUGGGAAAUCCAGGUUUGAAUUCCCACUCUGUCACAGAAGCUUGCUGGGUGACCUUUGACCAGUUGCAUUCUCUUAGCCUAACCAACAGGGUUGUUGUGAGGAUAUAAUGGAGGAGAGGAGAAAAAUUUAUGCACUUUGGGUCCCCAUUGGGGAGAAAAGCAAAAUAUAAAUCUUUAAAAGUUUUCAAAGCAUAACUGAAAUAUUGGUACCAUUUGAGGCAUAAAAAUUUGGAUGUUACGAUUCCUUUAACAACUCUUUUCUGAAUGUGGUCAUGAAUUAGAUGCUGGGAAAGAUGAGAAAGAAGACCUUUUAUCUCAUUUCUUACAGCAUAAAAAUCUGCUAGUCUCUUCUCUUCCAGGAGUAUCAUUGAGUCUAAAAUGUGUAUGUUUCCCAAAGGCUAGUCUAAGCUUUGUCGAAUAACCCCCCAUAUCUAAAGGUUUUAUUGGUAUUCUCAAGGAAAAAGGAACAAGUAACCAUUUCUAUAAAGUAAUGUGACCUUUGUUAUAUUUGCUGAUUUCUGUUUGUGCAAAUUCUAACUAUGCUUGCAAAAUCUGUUUCUAAAAUGAAUACGUUUUCUGAACCGUUGCCUCCUCUUCGGUCUCUUUGGCAACUGGAUUUACCAAUUAACUGGAUGGUCUGCCCUUACUGCUGUCUCCACCUAGACGUGAAAGGUACUUGCAUGAAGGCUGGUACCAGAACAAAAACAUUUAUUAAUGAUUUAUUCACCAUCUUAAACUUGUUGCUGCAUUUUUUCCAUCUAAUAACAUCUGCAGAAAGAAGUGCAACCCCAUUUAAUCCUGUUCCGCCUGGAGUAGUCUAGAAUAAUUCCUAAUUUUAGCAGGAAACAGUUUUGGGUGCAGUUUGUUUGUUCAGGCAAGUCAGUAAGUAGCCCAAAGGUGAAAUUAAUCGAGCUCUCAGUCUCUACAGCAUUUGGAAAAAUGAGUUGAAUAUGAUGUGUGUGUAUACUAUUGCCUUUGAGAACAGAAGUCAUAUUUUUUUUUCUGUUACAUGACAACCAUGUAUUGCCAUGCUGUGUAGGAAAAAUAAAAAAAGAUUCUUAUGGUAUGUUAAAAACUUGGGGGAGGCAGCUAUCAGAGAGAAGUGGUAUCAAGUCUAUGAAAGCUUAUGCCACAAUAAAUUCAGUACCUUUUAUGAUG
Heteronotia binoei (common prickly gecko) is the source of this 3871-nucleotide messenger RNA. RefSeq lists its product as uncharacterized. NCBI's taxonomy places the organism in Eukaryota, Metazoa, Chordata, Lepidosauria, Squamata, Gekkonidae. Bases 93 to 839 code for a protein of 248 amino acids. Gene Ontology annotation, molecular function: peroxiredoxin activity. The transcript has 5 exons. The record is from RefSeq and is a predicted model, not a curated record.